Racocetra fulgida is the source of this 774-nucleotide messenger RNA. The record is from the annotation of a GenBank genome assembly. NCBI's taxonomy places the organism in Eukaryota, Fungi, Glomeromycota, Glomeromycetes, Diversisporales, Gigasporaceae.
AUGAGCGAUUUGAAAAUGUGUACUUCGUGUAUGCACUUUUUACCCCCAGACGCUUUCAUUUAUAAAAAUAAAAAUUACAAGACCUGCUCAGAUUGCUUAACUACAAGGUCUAAUAAGAGAGCAGAAAAAAAAGUUCUUUCUACUAAUAACCAAUUAGAUAAUAUGAUUGCUUUUACUGAAAUUAUUGAAUAUGUGUCUAAUCAAAUUGCUAGUAUUGAACAAAACUCCAAGAUUUUCUUUAGCAUAUGUGUUAAACUUGACAAUGAUAUACUAGUCAAGGUUAAUCAUAAUAUGAGGCUUUUGGUAAGAUUAAUCGUAGAUGAAAUCAAAGAAGGUGAUGGAUACAAUUGGACUGUUGGUACUUUUUAUCUUCCUUAUUCUCAAAGCUGUGAACUAGAACGUGAAUAUAAGGAAUCAAAUCGCAAAAGAAUGACCCGAUUUGAUUGUCACAGCAAAUUAGUUAUUAAUGUAGAUGUGGACGCAAAAGAAAUAAGAAUUAAACUUAGUCAUGACAUUCAACAUGAGAAGCCUAUAAAUGUUAUGACUUCAGAAGAAAUAAAACGUGAAAUUAUGCUAAAUAUUCAUAUGAAUCCCGUACAAAUUCGAACACAUCUUCAUCAGAAAUUUGAUAUUUCACAAGUUACUCCAAAGCAAAUUAAUUAUUGGUGGUCUGUUUUCAACCAACAUUUUUUUAAAUUAGAUAAAGAUCUAGUUACUUCUGCACAUCGUUUUUUAGAAAAUCCUAGUAAUAAUAGCAAGUUUUGUUAUGAAUAG